Messenger RNA from Scylla paramamosain (green mud crab), 7212 nucleotides. Its product is annotated as mucin-2-like. The transcript has 6 exons. The coding region runs from base 112 to 4830 and encodes 1572 amino acids. Gene Ontology annotation, molecular function: protein binding. NCBI's taxonomy places the organism in Eukaryota, Metazoa, Arthropoda, Malacostraca, Decapoda, Portunidae. The record is from RefSeq and is a predicted model, not a curated record.
AGAGAUGUGAACACUUCCAGGCAGGGUCUUGAUCCCGCGGGGCGAGACAGUACUAUCCAGCAGGCCAGUGGACGGGACCGUCUCCUCACGUUUCUGUUUACAAACCCCAACAUGGAGGCGGCCGAGGCUGAACGGCCGACGCCGGGGCGCGGAUCUGCCCCCACGCCCAAGGGCGGGGCAGAGACCACCCCUAAAACCAAGAGGAGCUACGUGAAGCUGCCGCCGGGGAGGAAGCUUGAGUUAUUAAAGAUGCUUGACGCGGGCGUGAGCAAGGAGGUGCUGAUGAAGGAGUUCUCUGUGUCCAGGACGACGCUGUACCUCUACAAGAUGAACAUCGACAAGAUGAAGCACCAGCUGAUGACCUCCCUGCCUGGGGGCAGCGGCGGCCCCAGGAGGAAGCGGAAGAGGAGGACGAGGCUCGGCUGGAAGAAGGUCCUGCCCCAGACUGACGACGAGGAGAUGGUGGUCAGCCCCAAGGUGGAGCAACCAGAAGAGGAGACCAAGUCAGAGACUCCACCCAUAGAGGAACCUUUACCUCCUCCACAACCACCACCUCCACCUUCAGAACCCACACUGCCUUCACCUUCGGAGCCUGACCCCUUCCAGCCCCUCCUGCCGCCCCCUCUCGCGCCUCCACCCAUCACAAACCACAGCAGGCGUGGCAAACGGAAGCGCAAGUCUAUCAACCUGCCGAGAAAGCACAGCAAAAAUCGGUGGUUCAAACUGUGCCAGCCAAUAGCAGGGGUGCCACAGCUGUCCACCAUCACUGCUACACCUAAGCUGGCUCCCCCCUCCCCCAGCUUCCCCUCAGAGCACACUGCCAGCCUGGACCAGGCAGACAAGUUCAAGGGUGAGAGCAGGACGCGAGCCAGCACCAGCACACCGCAGGACUCCACCACCACGGCCCCCAGACCCAGGCCCCCCGGUCAGCCAGCCCACACCGAGCCAGGCAGUGUUGGGGGUAAAGGAGACCAACUCCAUGUGCAGCACAACUUCCACUCCCAGAAGAUCCUUGAGGUUUUGACCUGUGAUGAGACCUUCAUUGAUGUCACCCUGACUGCUGAGGGGCGCUCCGUUCGUGCACACAAGCUAAUCCUGUCCGCCAUGAGCCCCUACUUCCAGGAGGUGCUACAGACCAACCCUUGCCAGCACCCUGUCAUCAUCAUGCCCAGGACAGUGCGCUUCUCACACCUCACUCAGAUCAUUGACUUCAUCUACAGGGGGGAGAUCACCCUUCCAGAGGAGGAGCUGAGGUCGCUGCUGAACACUGCUGAACACCUGCAGAUCAGCGGCUUCUCCACACCAGAGAUCAUGAAGCUUCUUGGUGAGGCACCGUCAGGCAGCGACAACACCACCCUCACCCCCACCGCCUCCACCUCCCACCUCACACACUCCUCGGAGGAAAUGAUACACGCAGGGAGGUCUGUGGAGGUGGAGCUGGAUGUUGAGCCUGUGCGCGGCAUAGGGAGGGGAAGAGGAGGGUUGCGGAGGGGUAGAGGGGGAAGGAGGACCAGAGGAGGAAGGAGGGGGAGGGGUGGGAGAGGUGGCCGGGUGAAGGCUAGUGAAGACAUCAUCUCAAGCUGUGGACAAAGGCUGGUGAGAGCAUCCCAGUACUCACCCCCUAUCUCCACUUCCCUCAGUCCCUCCCGCACUCCAUCCCCUUCCCUGCCCCCGCUCCCUGCCUCCCCAGAGCCUCCCCACAGUCCUCCAGCAAGACUCAGCAGCACCAGGGCCUUCCAGAGGAUGGAGGGAGGGCAGCUGCGACACCCCAUGGAUGACCUGAUGGGCUGCACCCCUGGCACUGUGCUGGGCAUGGAUGUGGACAUUGACAUAGUGAAGGAGGAGGUGUUGAGUGAGAGUGAGGACAAUGUGAGUGAGGCGGGUGAGAACAUGGUGUUCAUUGUGGAGGGUGAGUCGCUGCUCCAGCAAGACUCCCAACACUCAACCCUCACGUGUGGCACCCUGCAGGCCACACCCAUGCAGGCCCAGCCGCCCCCACUCUUCACCACCACCACUCAGCCACUGCUCCCCCGCACCGCAGUGUUCAGCGGCGUGGUGAGUGGCGGUGCAGAUCAAGGUGUCAGUAUUGCACUUCCACACACCGUGCCUGCCACCACUCUGGGAUCGACAAUACCUGUGUUUGGGGGCCGCUUUCACAUAGCACCCCAGCCCAUCAGCCAGGGCAGCCAUGGGAUAAGUGUGGAAUCCAUUGGUAGUGUUUCCCAUGCAGUAGGUUCCCCGGCACCUCCUAGUGAUGGCAGCUACAUGGUGACCUCCCCAGCCUCUCCCAGUGAGGCUAGUUUUGAGGCAGCCUCUCCAGCACCCCAGAGUGAGGCCAGCUUUGCCAUGGGGUCUCCAGGGUGUCACAAGGAACCCUCAGCCACGUCUCCAGCCCCUCACAGUGAAAGCAGCUAUGAUGCAACCUCCCCAACACUGCAGAGUGAGGUCAGCAUGUCAGAUGAGGAGCCCUCCUCACCUCAUGACACGGCCUCCCCUCCACCACAGGCCCAUGCAGGGGAUCCCCUGCCACACACCACUACAGGGGCCACUGCAAGGACUUCACCUACACCCACUGAAACAUGCAGUCAGGCUACCCUGCAGGCCUCACCAAGCACCAAGGCUACCUCACAGUCACCUGCCAGCCCCAGUGCCAUCUCACAAGCACCAGCCAGCCCUAUACAAUCUCCUCCCAGCCCCAUGGACACUUCACAAGUCACAUUAAGUCCUGAAACUAUAUUAAAGUUUCCAACCAGUCCCAUAAUAUCACAAGCUCCCAAAAGUCCCACAACAACUUCACAAACCCAGGCCAGUCCCAUUUCUGUACCACAGACAUCAGUCAGCCCUGUGACCACAGCACCACAUAGCCCAGUGACCUCCCCACAAAUUCCAAGCAGCCCCAUUACCACCUCACAAGCCCCUCACAGCCCUAUGACUAUCUCUCAAACACCAGCCAGUCCCAUGAUCAUCUCUCAAGCAGCAGGCAGUCCCAUUACCACCUCUCAAACACCACCCAGUCCCCUCACCACCUCACAGGCUCCAUGCAGCCCCAUGACCAAAUCAGCAUGCAGCCCCAUGACAUUCUCACCACCACCCAGUCCCAUAACCUUGCCACCACUUCCUUCAAGCCCCAGACCCACAUCCCUGCUCUCACACAGCCCCACAAUUACAUCCCUCGCACCACAGCAGCCUCCACAUACCACCACAGUCACUCUACAGACCUCACACAGCCCUAUUCUCACCUCACAGCCUGCACACAGUCCCACACUCAUCUCCCAGCCCUUGCACAGCCCCAUCCCUACCUCACAACCCUCACACAGCCCCAUUCCCACUUCCCAGUCCUCACACAGCCCCAUUCCCACCUCCCAGCCCUCACACAGCCCCAGUCUCAUCUCCCAGCCCUCACACAGCCCCAUUUCCACCUCACAAACCCCACACAGCCCCAUUUCCACCUCACAGACCCCACACAGUCCCAUUCCCACCUCACAAACCCCACACAGCCCCAUUCCCACCUCACAGCCCCCACUGAGUCCCAUCCUCACCUCCCAGCCCUCCCAUAGUCCAGUACUGAUCUCACAACCUUCACACAGCCCCAUCCUCACUUCACUGCCUGCACACAAUCCUACACUCACCUCACACAGCCCCACACUCACCAUACAGCCCUUGUGCAGCCCCACGGCCACCACAGCAGUCCCCAGUAGCAGAGGCCCUGUGAAGGCUCCAGCCAGUGUGGUGGAGAGUGUAGCCGCCUCACCUGGGCAGCGCAGUGUGGCCCCCCAACACAAGGACACCUGCAUCACAGCCUCUCCACCGCCACCAGUCACCUAUGAUGCACCCUUGACCAUGGUGAAGGAGGCUUUCAGUGAAGCUGCCUCAUCACCCACCACUGGCAUAAGUCAUCAGGCUAUUUCCUCCUCACCACCACCACCUCCACACUGCAGGCCUGGCCACCCAUCACCUCAGGGGCAGACAGCCACCAUGGCAGGGUCUCCACCCCAUUCUGAGGCUAGUGGUGGACCAGCACGACCCUCACCACCCACUCAGCAGUCCCCUCCCUCCCCCUGUGGGGCUGCCAGCCUGUCUCACACCCCUGGCAGCAGUGGUGUAUUGGUCUCACUGCCACACAAGGCCACCAGUGAUCCUGCUGUCCUACUGAGUGGUGGUGCCACCUGCUUAGCCUCACCACAGCCCACAGUCUCCACCCCAGCAAUCUCACCUGUGUUGCCCGCAGUGUGCACCACCACCACAGCCCCCACAGCUAGUCCAUCCCAACACUGUGAUGACCUGGCACCAGAGCUGAGCAGCACACCUCUGUUGCACGACCUGUCUGGCUGCUGGGGUACCAACCAGUACCAGCCCAGCUGUGAGACCAUCCCCCUGCAGUAUCCGGAGACCAGCUCCCUCCAUUACGGCAGUGACCUCAGCAGCUUCCAGAUCAGCCAUGGCCAGUACAGCAGUCUGGGUUAUCAGACCAAUGCCCCUCCAUACCAGCCCAGCUAUGAGACCUUUUCAGGCCAAUAUGGGGAGCCCAGCUAUGAGGCCAGUCCCCCACACUACACCAAGCUGGGGUACAGCCCAACCACACCUCAGUAUGUCACCCCUGUCUGCCAGACUAGCCCCCUGCAGCAGUACCAGCCAAAUUUUGAGGCCAGCACCCUGCAAUACAGCGACCCACCCACCCUGGACACCUUCCCCACAUCUGCCCCAUUCAGCUUGGCUGGAUGUGAGCCGAGGGAGCAGCCCACUGUGGCCGCCCCUGCCGCCUCCCCCAACUUGUAUUAUGAUCCCAGCUGCCCCGACUCCCCACACCACUUGCAGUACUCCCAGCUGUAAGGGGGGCACCUCAGGCAGGGGACACCUGCCACACAGAGGAUAUGUGUGUGUGUGUGUGUGUGUGUGUGUGUGUGUGUAUCUGGGCUGGGUAAUGGUGAUGCCCAGUAGUGAGACAACCCCACACUCACACACACACACACACACACACACAUUCAAGUGCGGCCAGAGCUUGCUGAACUCAACUCUUCAUGGAUACCUGUAAUGUACUAAUUGUGAUUUAUAUACUUGAUAGUUAAGAGCAGCUUUUGAAUAAUAAGUAGCACGAGACAUUGUUUGCUGGAUGUAAAUAUAAGUACGUGUACCACUCAGUGUCAGGUGAGGUACUUGGUGGUGGUGAUGCCUGAGGGUUGGUCAGGUCACACCCGUAGGCAGCACGAGCCACUUCCCUGGUAUUACCUUCCCUCAUCACUGACACUUGCAUAAUGGAGGCAUCGAUGCUUCACUUCUUUCCUUGCAUUUAUACUGUUAUAAAUGCAGAUUCAGGCUCUCUCUUUCUCUACAACACACAGCAGCUGUUAAGAUAUUGUUGUAUUUGUAUUGUGUUGUUUAAUGAUGUAAAGAAUCAGUAUUUGUGUGUGUGUGUGUGUGUGUGUGUGUGUGUGUGUGUGUGUGUGAGAGAGAGUAUACAGACAUACAAUUGUGGAAUACUUACGAGUGAGGUGGAGGAAAAAUAUUGAAGUACAGUUGUCCAAAGUGAUGAUGUCAUAUUUCACCAAAUGCUUUAGAACAAGAAUCAGCAUCAGCCAGUGACCUGCCGCCACCUCUACAUUCCCACCUCCCACCUCUCGGUCUGUGUGGAGCUCUUUGUGUAAUGCAGCUCACUAGACCACCAGCCGUAUUCCUUAACAUUUUGUCAUCUCACCUCUUUUAACAGGCUCUUGUGGAAGUUACUUAGGUUUUCAAGGGUGUUUUAAGAAUUUUAGUGAUUAUUUAAUAAGAAUUAGCAUCAUUGGUGGGAAAAACACUCAUGAGAACUUGAUUAAUUAUCCUUUUGGUCUUUUGAAAGUUUUCAUGGUGAGAUAAUGAAGCUUUAAAGGAUUUUGUAUAUUCCAUUGCAGUUUAUAGACAUGAAAUUGUUUGGAUCUUGUGGCAUCACUACUUGGGGCAAGUGUACAUCUCUCUCAUAAACAGGUGAAGUAGCACCAACCUCACCAAUUCUGUACCUUUUCUUCCUCCUCCUCCUUGUGUGGACAUGUGAGCCUGUCAUUCCUCCCCUCCUUGUGUACACCCCACCUCCCUCCCGACUGUCUCUUUGUCUUGCGUGUUCCACCUUGCACAGCAGCUUCAGGAGUGUGCAUGUGUGACCUCUGGUGUUCUGUGUAUAGUGCAUACAUUAGGUGUUUAGCACAAAGUUUAAAGUUAAAAGUGCAGUAGAAAAUCAGUAAAAAAAAUAUGUAAUAAGGUAAAAACAGUGUCUUUAGUGUAGUUAUAUUUUGUAUUUAUAUGUACUAUUUAAUUAAUUACAACUUUCUUAUGUUGGCCAUGUUUUGAGGUAAGGUAGUCUGGUUGAGACUCUCGCGGUAGCUUUCUCACUGGUACUGUCGGCCAGGCAAGUGAGACUUUACUCCACAAUUUAAAGCAGCUGUACAUAGCCUAAGGAAGACCCUGAGGCUACCCGCCGGUCGCCGCACGACUGGCGGGCAGCAGCAGCGGCGGCAGAACUACCUAAGUUGUUAUGUAGAGAAAUUCACUCAUGAGUUCAAAACGUUCGCUCCCGCCCACCCUGCACCAUCCCAGCCCUCCCGUGCACUGUUCUUCCAUUUCCUUGCACCGCCAACACUUAGCCCUGCAUUUUAAAACACAUAUGCUUUUCCCAAGUUAUUAGAAACAUUAGAUAUUUCUCUAUCUUUGUAGCAACUCAUUCUCUACUCCAACCCUUAGUACAGUUUCAAAAAUAUCCAGAAGGUUGACUUAAUGGCUACAGUUGUUCUGGGGAAAGCAAUGCAUCAGGUUUGCAGUGCAGGUCUGAGUUGCUGUAGUGUGUGUCGCAUUACAGCCCCGGGCAGUGGAUGGCUUACCCAAAUCUUUUCCCAAAUAUAGAACUUGAUAUUUUUGUAUGUGAGACUGAGUGUUUGUUAUUUUUUCCCACACGUGUUUGUCCUUUCCCCAUAAUCAUCCCCCUCCCCACCCUCUCCGCACCACAGACCAAGAUACAACUCCCUAGUGGCUCCCCUCCCUCCCCCAGCAGAAGGCACAGUCCCUCCUUCCCCUUUCAUUGCCCCCUACUGCUAAGUUAGUGAGUAAUCACUUCUAUCCUGGCCAGGUGGGUCAGGUGUUCGUUAGCAUAACCUGUGUAACCUCAAAUAUACUGUUAAGGUGCUGUGAUUUGCCAUGUGACUACUUCUGCCACAGUGUCAACACCAUUAAAUUAUGAGAGUAGCA